GACCGGAGGAGCCACCGCGGGAGGUAGACCGGCUGUCUUGGAGCAGUCCGCCGGCAGAUGUAGGCGGCCUUCUUGAAUAGUGUGAGGGCCGGGACGCGAGGCCCUCUGCAUUUUUAAGGCCUUCAGACUUCUGCGGCCGGCUGGACCCGAUGCACGUAGGCCUGGACCCUUCCCACUGCUGAGCCAACGGGAACGUGGAACCUCUGUGGAUCUUCCAAUAGAGAGCGCUCGGCCGUGGGCAGGCGGGGCCUCUGAGCCUCGGAGCACCUGGAGCCCAGCACCGGAGGCAGAUUUUGCUUAAUGAAGCAGAUUUAAGCAGUCACCUUGUUUGGGCCUGUUCUUCAUUGCCAGUCUCUUCAAAUUCGUCACCGCUGUGCACUGCUCCUCCAGGCUCAGAUCCUGCCGGAAAAAAAAAAAAAAUCACAUGAAUUUUUGUUGGUAGAUUCACUACCUGAACAACUCCCUGUCAAAACCUCUGCUGGGAGCAAUACAAAAACUGGCUAAUCUCCUCAAGGCUGGGCAGGCCCCAGCCCUCAGAAUGAACCCAAGUGUUCCACCUGCUGUGCUGUCUAGACUCCCAGCAAGUGCAGCACCGUCCACUGUGCCUUUCAGACCACCACCAACAGGACUGUUUCCUUCCAUCCCCCUAGCUGGACUACUGCCAAGACCCCCAGCACCCUUUCUUCCUUCUGGACCAUCAUGUCCCCAACCUAGAGGUCCUUACCCAGCCUCUGCUAUACGAGGCCCCAGCCCCACAGGGCCAUAUGCUACACCAAAUAUGCCCUUUCCAGAGCUACCUAGGCCAAAUAGUGCACCCACAGAUCCAGCUGCAGCUGGUACUUUAGGUCCACGGGGACCUGUGCCUUCUGGACCUUGGGCACCAGGAAUAGGAGGGCAGCAUCCUAAUAUGCCAUAUCUGUCUCCAGGGCCAUAUCCUACUCCUUCUCCUCCAUUGUCAGGACCACCGCCUGUUCCAUGGGGCAGAGUGUCACCAGGACCCUGGGGACCACCAGCACCAUAUCCUGCCCCUGCGGGAUCAUAUCCUACCCCAGGACUCCAUCCUACUCUGAAUGAUCCUUACCAAGUGUCUCCAGGACCUUCUGAUGCUCCGCCAAUGCCUGCUGAGCCCCAGAAAAUAAACGAAGUCCCAGAUGGCUCCCAUUCUGAUACAUCUAACCAGGAGAGCACCCUGGAGACCACUGGACAGGCAAAGCACCUGAAGGUAGACAAGCCAAUUAAGAGGAGACGGUCUAAGAAAAAGAGUAAGCCAGUAACCUGGGGCGACAUCAAGACUUUAACUCAUGAAGCUGAGACUUUGGGGAAACAGCAAGGAUAUAAUACUACUGACCCCAAAAUGAUGCUGUUAUGUUUGAUGACUAUAUUACAUGUUAAUUCUCAGCGUGAAAAUGUAGACCUCAAAUGACUUUUUUCAGAAAGGGGGGUAAGAGGCAUACCUGUAAUAAAUAGUAUGAUGUUGUUUUGCCAAAAAAAAAAAAAAAAAAAAGCACCCCCCCUCCCCCAGUCAACAUUUUUGUUCUGGGCUUUGUCCAAUUUUGCAAGCUUUGUUGUUUGUGGGGUACCUUCAAGGGACACAGUUAGGUCUUCCAUUUUCAGCAGGAUACUAACCAGCAUCAAGUUCUGGCCUGCUCUAGAUGCAGAACACAGAAGCAGUAACAGCCAAAGGCUUGACAGCAGCCUUAGUUCCCAUUAGGAUCUGCCCCUGUCCUUCCAGAUCAGUGGUCAGGGCCACAGCCCUUUCAUGGUUGGUGGUGAAGACCAGGCCAGAACCACUUAGCACUGAGACUCACUGGAAAUGAAGCUUUCCUGAAGGGAUGGGCACCUGCCUCUCCUGGGGUGCUAGGAGGUUUAGUCUCUCAGACCUGUCACCCUUCCAAUUAGACACUCCUUUACUGUCAUAAGUUUCCUUGGUUGGCGUGGCAGGGUUCUGGAGUCCCCCAGCAUAGCCAGAGUUGCCUCAGGGAGGCUUCCCUCUUCAGAUGCCACGUGCACCUUCUGUGUGGCAUGUGCUGGUGGCCUCAGGCAUGACUGUUAGGAUGAAAAUGCAAUGGCAGGAAACCGGUAUCUCCAGAGAUGGUGAAAGGGAUUCACCACAAGGUGGCGCUCGUGUACUCCAUUGUAAAGGAAUUUUUUUUCCCAAGGUAACAAUUUUUGUUUACACAUUAU
Molecule: messenger RNA, 2184 nt
Organism: Psammomys obesus (fat sand rat)
Lineage: Eukaryota; Metazoa; Chordata; Mammalia; Rodentia; Muridae
Product: MAPK-interacting and spindle-stabilizing protein-like
Exons: 2
Coding region: 539-1423 (294 amino acids)
Source: RefSeq, a predicted model, not a curated record